This is a messenger RNA of Daucus carota subsp. sativus, 1124 nucleotides long. Its product is annotated as probable BOI-related E3 ubiquitin-protein ligase 3. The record is from RefSeq and is a predicted model, not a curated record. The transcript is spliced from 3 exons. Gene Ontology annotation, molecular function: ubiquitin-protein transferase activity. NCBI's taxonomy places the organism in Eukaryota, Viridiplantae, Streptophyta, Magnoliopsida, Apiales, Apiaceae. Gene Ontology annotation, biological process: regulation of programmed cell death. The coding region runs from base 187 to 1074 and encodes 295 amino acids.
AAAUUGUGUGUAUAUAUGUCCCCGCUCCGCAUCAUACCCACUUAAACGUGAACCUCUUCAUCUUCUCAACUCCUACCUUUCUCUGCAAACAAAAGCAAUUCCGCAACUCAUUUUGUAGACGGUAAUUAGCAGUUAGUCGCGGAAAUAUGGUUAGAAUAUAAUACGAUCCUGACCUGACGAAGAAAUAUGGCAGUCGAAGCUAGAUAUUCGAAUCCGUUCCAUCCUUUGUUUGUUCACAAUAAAAGACGGUUGAUGAAUCAAAUUGAUGAACAAAUGAACGUGUACGGAGGAUUGCUCAAUCCUUUGUCCGGAACUACAACGGAGACGUUUCUUCCGGUGUACGGAACCUCGGGGGACGACUCAUUUCCGACGAAACCACCACACACCGACAGAGAUCUUAUGUACACUCUUCCACCGAGGAAGCGGAGCAAAGGAGAUACCAUCUAUCAGUAUCAACAAAUUCAGAAUCAUCGGAACAAUAACUUCUCGUUCCUCGGGGAAGAUAUCUCUUUCCUUGUCCAGUACCAGCAAUUCGAGAUCGACAAUUUCAUUUCUCAACAUACGGAGAAGAUCAGAUCAGAAAUCGAAGAACACCUAAACCCUAGCUCGAGAAGAAUCACAGCAGCGGUGGAAGACGUGAUAGUCAAGAAACUUCAAGCGAAAGAAAAGGAGCUGGAGAAAGCAGUGAAACUAAACUCAGCAUUGCACGAAAAAGUGAAAUCUCUAUGCAUGGAAAAUGAGAUCUGGAGAGACCUGGCUCAAUCAACCGAGGCCACCGCGAAUACUCUGAGAACUAAUCUGCAACAAGUACUGAGGCACUAUCAGAUGGCGAGGGAUCAGAGCGAAGACGCGGAGUCUUGCUGUGAUAGUAGUAAUGAGAGAGACGGAAUGGAGGAGCACGGUGGUGGGAGUAGGGUGGGAAUGUGGUGUAGGAAGUGCGGGAAGGAGGAGUCGUGUGUUUUGGUGUUGCCGUGCAGGCAUCUGUGUGUUUGUAGUGUGUGUGAAUCGUCUGUUAGGGUUUGUCCGGUUUGUAGAUCUGCUAAGAAUGCUAGUUUGGUGGUGAACAUGUACUGAUCUUUGAUGAAUUCUUUGUUUUUGAGAAAUGAAAGUGCUCAAUUCCUGGA